This is a messenger RNA of Ilex paraguariensis (yerba mate), 1320 nucleotides long. The record is from the annotation of a GenBank genome assembly. Lineage: Eukaryota; Viridiplantae; Streptophyta; Magnoliopsida; Aquifoliales; Aquifoliaceae.
AUGAGAUCCAAAAUUCUACUCGUCCUCCUCCUCAUCUUUCUCUCUCUUCAAGCAACCAACCCGAAGCCUUCCGUCUCACCUCUCAACGCAUUCAUGGCCACCUCUUCCGUUGCUCAAACCCUAAAUCUUUCUUCUCCCCCCUCGCAAAACCUUGACGGCGAGGAUGACCUUCUCUGCUCCGAAAGCACCCAAUUAUCAGAGCAACCAGAUGAUUAUGAACAACAACGGUUGUCUAUUUUGCACAGUCCGAGUGGGUACUUAAGCGAAGAUUCACGGAUCGAGGGAGCCUGGGCUCACUGGAAGAAGCUUGGCCAGCCCAAGCUGAUUGUUGCUCCAAUGGUCGACAACUCGGAGCUUCCUUUCCGAUUGCUAUGUCGCAAGUACGGUGCCGAAGCUGCUUAUACGCCCAUGCUUCACUCUCGUAUUUUCACCGAGAAUGAGAAGUAUCGGUCUCUAGAAUUCACCACCUGCAAGGAGGAUCGCCCACUUUUUGUCCAAUUCUGUGCAAAUGAUCCAGAUACUUUAUUGGAAGCAGCUCGGAGAGUAGAACCUUAUUGUGAUUAUGUGGACAUUAAUUUGGGGUGUCCUCAGCGUAUUGCCAGAAGGGGGAACUAUGGAGCUUUCCUUAUGGAUAAACUUCCACUUGUUAGGAAUUUGGUAGAAAAAUUGGCUCUGAAUCUUAAUGUUCCUGUGUCAUGCAAAAUCCGAGUGUUCCCAGACUUGCAAGAUACAAUUAAUUAUGCCAGAAUGUUGGAGGAUGCUGGUUGCUCUCUUUUGGCAGUGCAUGGCCGAACAAGAGAUGAAAAAGAUGGAAAGAAAUUCCGGGCCAGCUGGAAUACCAUCAAGGCUGUUAAAAAUGCUGUCAGAAUCCCAGUCCUUGCCAAUGGAAAUAUACGACACAUGGAUGAUGUCCAGAACUGUUUGGAGGAGACUGGUGUUGAUGGGGUACUUUCAGCAGAGUCUCUUCUUGAGAAUCCAGCUCUCUUUGCUGGAUUUCGGACUGCUGAAUGGGGUUUGGGCAGUGGUGAAUACAUGGAAGAUGGAAAACUAGACCAGGCUGACUUAUUGGUAGAGUAUUUGAGGCUUUGUGAGAAAUAUCCUGUCCCCUGGAGAAUGAUCCGUGCUCAUGUGCACAAGAUGUUAGGAGACUGGUUCAGGAUCCAUCCACAAGUAAGGGAGGAUCUUAAUGCACAAUCCAAACUAAGCUUUGAAUUUCUCUAUGAUAUGGUUGGGCGACUAAGGGAGCUUGGUUUGAGGAUUCCUCUUUAUGUGGAGAGCACUCAGGUAGGGAGAAUGUCUGCAAAUGGAAUUGUUACAUGA